AUGGGCGACAGCUCCUUCCAGGCCGAUAUGAGCCGUCAGGACCUCACCGAACUGCCGGAAUCGCUCUUCUCGCGCAACACGCUCCAAAUCCUCGACGUUCACGCCAACAAGCUGACCUCGCUCACGUCCGACGUUGUCAAGCUUACGAACCUGACGGUGCUGGUGGCGAGCCACAACCUGCUCACCAAGCUCCCCAAGAGCAUCGACAAGCUUUCCAAGCUGAUCAUCCUCGACGUCCAGAACAAUCGCCUCACCAAGCUGCCCAAGUCCAUCGCCAAGCUCAAGGCCGUCUCCAAGCUGUUCCUCAACAGCAACCGCCUCGCCCAAUUCCCGACUGCCGUCGUGGGCAUGCACGAGCUCCACACACUCAAUCUCUCCUACAACUUCAUCGCCAGCGUCCCUUCCGACCUGUGCCGUAUGCGCAGUCUCAAGAUGGUGCGACUCGCCGGCAACUUCAUUCGAACGCUGCCUCCCGAGUUCUGGGAGUUCGAGCAACUGGAGAAGGUGGAUGUCAGUAACAAUCUGCUCACGAACAUCCCCACGGAUCUGAGCCGACUCAAGAAUGUGAUCGAGCUCUGCAUUGGCUACAACAAGUUCACAAGCUUCCCCGAAGGGCUCACCACGCUGCCCAAGGUCGAGGUGCUGUCGGUCGAGUGCAACAACCUCACGGAGAUCCCCCAGUCCAUCACCAACCUCGCACCCAGUCUCAAGAAGCUCCACCUGAUGUCGAACCGCCUGGUGGAUCUUCCCGAUCACUUCCGAUUACUCAAGAACCUCGACGAACUCGACAUGCGCGGCAAUCCUCUCGGGCAGCUCGGCUUCGGCCAAGGUGAGUGGAAGAAGGUGCUCGUGGAGCUCACGUCCCUGAAGACGCUCCUCACGGGAGCGGCCCCCGGACAGAAGGCCAAGGUCCUCAUCAAACCCAAGGAAAACUAUGGCCACCUGGCGCCGGGCGGCGAAGAGGGGAAGGACGAGGAGCACUUCCAAAUUCCCAAUGGCUCCUUGGGCAGGCGAGCCCGAAUCAAGGGCGUCCAUUCAAACGGAAAUGGAAAUAUCGGAUUGCCGAGUGCGGCGCCUCCGGCCACGGAGGGCAACACGUUCGACAUGUUCCGAACGAUGGGGCACACGGAAACCGCCAAGGACGAGCUGCUCAAGCAGCUGGACGACGCGGCCAAGGGCCUGCAGCUGACGGAGCCGGGCAAGGAGAAGGUGGACCUGGAGUCGUCCGGUAGCGACGUCGCGUCGUCGACGAGGCUGUCCGUGGUGAGCGAAGACGGAGACGAGGAAGAGUUCCUUCGAGAGCUGGAGGACAACGAGGUGCUGCCUCGGGACAGCAGCCUGCUGAUCCAGGAGUACUGUGCCGUGGAGGACCUGAACAAACCCGGUCUACAGCGGGCCAAGAAGGACGCCAUACAACAAGAGGUGCUCCUCCCUCCCAUCACAGCUACGGACGCGCACUGCGAACAUGUGCCCCUGGGUGACAAGCCGGAGCACGCCCUGUUCUGCGUUUUUGAUGGUCACGGUGGCAAAGAGGCCUCCAACGCCGCUAUUGGCCUCAUGCCCCAGCAAAUCACGGCGCAUAUGAAGCGGCUCGGAGAGCCCCAGGAAGAUGCCACGGAGCUGCUGCACUUGGCGUUCAUGAGCGUGGACAACAAGAUGUCGCAGUUCGAGUACGAGGGCUGCACGGCCACCGUCGUGCUCGUCUGGCGGUACGGCAGCGAUCGAUACGUGCAGGCCGCCAACGCGGGCGACUCGUCGGCCUUCAUGAACUGCGGGAACAAGGUGGUGGCCUUGACGCGGGACCACAAGCUGGCCUACGAGGAGGAGCGGGAGCGCAUGACGAGGACGGGCGUGGACGUGAACGAAGGGCAGACGCGGAUAGGCGGCGGCAUCGCCAUCACGCGAGCGCUCGGCGAUCACUUUGCGAAGGACAACGAGUCGGGCAUGAUCGCCGUCCCCUACAUCUCGGAAGCCAUCAAGCUCACCCCCGACGAUACCCACCUUAUCCUCGCCUCGGACGGGUUAUGGGACGUGAUAUCGGGGAGGAGAGCGCUCGACCUGGUGCGAACGCGACCGGCGGCAGAGGCGGCGGCGCACCUGCUGAAGGUGGCGCUCCACAACAAAGAAUGUAAAGAUAACGUGACGGUGACGGUUGUUCGCCUCUGA
Acanthamoeba castellanii str. Neff is the source of this 2166-nucleotide messenger RNA. RefSeq names its product protein phosphatase 2C domain containing protein. The record is from RefSeq and is a predicted model, not a curated record. NCBI's taxonomy places the organism in Eukaryota, Discosea, Longamoebia, Acanthamoebidae. The transcript is spliced from 10 exons. The coding region runs from base 1 to 2166 and encodes 721 amino acids. Gene Ontology annotation, molecular function: cation binding; protein binding.